AUGUAUGUUGAUGAUUUGUUAGUAACAGGUGAUGACAAGGAUAGAAUUCAGAAAUUCAAAAUGGAAAUGCAGAAGCAAUUUGAAAUGUCAGAUCUUGGUAUCAUGCACUACUUUCUUGGAAUGGAGAUCAUGCAGAAAGAUACAGGUAUUUUAAUGUCUCAAUCCAAGUAUGCCAAAGAUUUGUUGAAGAAAUGGAAGAUGAAAGAUUGCAAACCAGUUUCUGCACCAAUGGCCUGCAAUGAGAAGCUGUCAAAAAAUGAUACAGGUGAAAAAGUAAAUGCUACCAUGUUUAGGAGUAUCAUUGGAGGUCUUUUGUUCCUCACACACACCAGACCUGAUAUUAUGUUUUCUGUGAGCUAUUUAUCAAGAUUUAUGCAUGAACCAUGUGAGAAACAUCUUAGAUGUGCUAAAAGAAUCCUGAAAUAUGUGAAAGGGACUGCCAAGUAUGGGUUAUGGUUCAGUUCAAAAUGCUCAGGUGAAUUAAUGGGUUUUUCGGACUCAGAUUGGGCUGGAAAUGAAGAUGACAGCAAAAGUACUUCAGGUUAUGUAUUCACUCUUGGAAAUGGUGUGUUUUCUUGGUGCUCAAAGAAACAAGAAGUUGUUGCUCAAUCCUCUGCUGAAGCAGAAUAUGUUGCUGCUGUCUCUGCAGCAAAUCAAGCAAUCUGGAUUCAGAAAAUACUUUCAGAUUUGGGCAUAAAUGUUAGUUCACCUAUGGUCAUUAAUGUGGACAACAAAUCUGCCAUUUCUCUUGUUGAAAAUCCAGUUCUUCAUGGCAUUUCCAAGCAUAUUAGAGUCAAGUUUCAUGUUAUAAGGGAGAUGGUGGCUAAUGAAGAAAUCAAGUUGAAUUAUUGUCCUUCUGAAGCUCAAGUAGCAGAUGUUUUAACCAAAAGCCUUCAAAAGGCAAAGUUUGAGCAUAUGAGAAAUAUGUUGGGGGUACAUGAAACAAUUCCCAAGGAGGAGAAUGUUAAUUGA
This is a messenger RNA of Ziziphus jujuba (common jujube), 972 nucleotides long. RefSeq lists its product as uncharacterized. The transcript has a single exon. The record is from RefSeq and is a predicted model, not a curated record. The coding region runs from base 1 to 972 and encodes 323 amino acids. NCBI's taxonomy places the organism in Eukaryota, Viridiplantae, Streptophyta, Magnoliopsida, Rosales, Rhamnaceae.